Molecule: messenger RNA, 1994 nt
Organism: Telopea speciosissima
Lineage: Eukaryota; Viridiplantae; Streptophyta; Magnoliopsida; Proteales; Proteaceae
Product: probable L-type lectin-domain containing receptor kinase S.5
Exons: 3
Coding region: 42-1979 (645 amino acids)
Biological process (GO): protein phosphorylation
Cellular component (GO): plasma membrane
Molecular function (GO): carbohydrate binding; ATP binding; protein kinase activity
Source: RefSeq, a predicted model, not a curated record
UCACUACCUUUAGUCCCUCUCAGUUCAACACUACAUUCCAGAUGUUAGGUUCUUCAUCCAUUAGCACAACAGCCCUUCAGAUAACACCCGACACCCUUAACGAUGCCUUCAGCCUCUUAAACAAGUCCGGCCGUGUCAUGCUCCCCCAAUCCUUCAAGCUCUGGGAAGUUUCUUCCAGCAAAAACUCGACAAUGGAAUCGGACAUUUUGGCCUCCUUCAACUCAACCUUCCUCAUAAACAUCUACCGACCACCUAAUGGGUCCGUCGGAGAAGGCUUCGCUUUCGUCAUAGCUCCAGAUCUAAACAUCCCUUCUUCGAGCUAUGGCCAGUGGCUGGGCUUAACCAACGCCACCCUCGAUAACAACCCAUCCAACAAAAUCGUCGCCAUUGAGCUUGAUACGGUGAAGCAAGACUUCGACCCAGAUGACAAUCACUUGGGUCUGGACAUCAACAGUGUCGUUUCAAACGCGACGGUGUCGCUUUCCAAGUUUGGGAUCGAGAUUUCACCGGAGAUUCCCACGAACUACACCGUGUGGGUCCAAUACGACGGAAGGGCUAAACUGAUGGAGGUAUACAUGGCCGCCGGAGAUUCCAACAAGCCGAGCAACCCGAUUCUGAGUGAGAAGAUAAAUCUCAAGAAUUAUGUGAAUCAGUACUCGUACAUGGGGUUCUCGGCGUCGACGGGUGAGAAGGCGCAGCUGAACUGCGUGCUCAAAUGGGAUCUAUCGGUGGAGGGGUUCCCUGAAAAGAGAAAUCUAACUUGGUUGAAGAUCUUAUUCGGGGUCGGAGUGCCGGUUUUGGCAUCGUUGGGGGUUGCAAUUUUCGUGCUGGUUCGGUAUUGGAAGAAGAGGAGGGUUGUGAACGACCCAACCAUUUUAGGGGCUCUGAAGAGCCUGCCAGGAACGCCAAGGGAGUUCAGCUUUAAGGAACUGAAGAAGGCUACCAACAACUUCGACGAGAAGAUGAAGCUUGGGCAGGGUGGAUACGGUGUGGUUUACAAGGGGUUACUCCCGCAGGAAAAUACUGAAAUUGCAGUCAAGAAAUUCUCCAGGGAUAAUAUGCAAGGGAUCGAUGAUUUCCUGUGUGAGCUCACCAUCAUUAAUCGCCUCCGGCAUAAACAUCUCGUCCGAUUAGUCGGUUGGUGCCACAAAAAAAGCUUGCUUCUAUUGGUGUACGAGUACAUGCCAAAUGGAAGCCUUGACAAUCAUCUAUUUGGUGGGCCUGAGAAAACACUGAAUUGGGAUCAUCGAUACAAGAUCAUAGCCGGUGUGGCAUCGGCCCUACACUAUCUUCACGACGAGUACGACCAGCGAGUCAUCCACCGUGACCUCAAGGCCAGCAACGUCAUGCUCGACACCCACUUCAACGCCCGGUUGGGCGAUUUCGGUCUGGCUCGUGCCCUGGACAACGAGAAGACUUCCUACGCCGAGAUAGAAGGGAUCCCAGGCACCCCUGGCUACAUGGCACCGGAAUGCUUCCACACUAGCAAAGCCACCACCGAAUCAGACGUCUAUGGGUUCGGCGCCGUCGUACUCGAGGUGGUGUGCGGUCUGCGUCCCUGGAAUAAAAUCGCCGGCUUCGGAUCCCUAGUGGACUGGGUCUGGAUUCUUUACCGUGAGGGACGUAUUCUGGAGGCCGUCGAUCAGAGGCUAAUGGAUGAAUACGAUUCAGAUCGAGCCCAGCGGCUCUUGCUCCUUGGACUCGCUUGUUGCCAUCCCAUCGCGGCUGAAAGGCCCAAAACACCAAAAAUCGUUCAGAUCAUCUCCGGAUCCAUUCCCCCACCUGACGUGCCUUACAUGAAACCUGCCUUUGUGUGGCCGGCCAUUGGCUUCAACAUCGAUGGCUUGACCACCGAUACGCAGGACACCACUCCCAUGACCUGCUCUUCCUAUUAUUAUGGGUCUGAGACGUCGGAGUGGACUCCACGCUGCGAGAGCCGUGAGAACUUGGCAGGGUAUUCUGACAUAUCCUUGGUUUGAUCAUGAUCAUCAUCG